CAGCCAUUAACUGAAAAGCUGGAGUUUUGAGUCUUUCCCGAGGUGCCUCAGAAAAAAGGCCUGGUGAUCUAUUUCCAAAAAAUCAGUCACUGAAAACUCUAUGGAGAACAACGUCACAAAAGCAAGAGUUGGUACUGCCAUUUCUUCCGUCCCCGGUCUCUGCACCUUUUGCAGAGCCUCCAGCAGCGCCGUGCUGGGGCCGCGCAUCCAUGAGUUUUCCACCUCUGUGGUUCCCAGGAGCCAUUAUAAGAAGGGCCCAGGGAAGGAUUUGCUAUUUUCAGUGGAAAACAAGUGUUGUUUACUAAUUAUCAUGAUUUUAUACUUUGAAUCUGGGUUUGCUGCAUGUUUCUUUAUACUAAGACACCAACCACUUAAAAAAUAAGGAUGUUUAAGUUCAUCCGUGAAACGGGUAAGAAGACAAGCAUAUUAAAAAGUGCAAUCUUUGAAAAAUGGAUCAAACUCUGUUGAACUCAUAUACCAUAGUGGAUAUG
Loxodonta africana (African savanna elephant) is the source of this 491-nucleotide messenger RNA. Its product is annotated as cytochrome c oxidase subunit 7C, mitochondrial-like. Gene Ontology annotation, biological process: mitochondrial electron transport, cytochrome c to oxygen. The record is from RefSeq and is a predicted model, not a curated record. The transcript has a single exon. Bases 101 to 382 code for a protein of 93 amino acids. Lineage: Eukaryota; Metazoa; Chordata; Mammalia; Proboscidea; Elephantidae.